Molecule: messenger RNA, 2101 nt
Organism: Cuscuta campestris
Lineage: Eukaryota; Viridiplantae; Streptophyta; Magnoliopsida; Solanales; Convolvulaceae
Source: the annotation of a GenBank genome assembly
UGGAUGAGGGAAGUAGGAAAAUCCAUAGAGUGGUGAGAGUGGAAAAAGAAACAAAGGCGGGACACAGGAAUACGUGGAGUCUACGCGAUGUGAGUCAGUAAAGGAGACUAAUUGCGUGGCGGUGUCUGGCGCCCCCACAGAAACCGGAGAGCAAUCAAACGGCUGUACAUUUGUUAUUGGGCCCCCGCCCCAGGGCAUUUACAACGACUCAAAAAGCGCUAUGCAUCCGCCCGCACACCUCUCGGGAAAGAAAUGCGGCUCGCCCGCCGCUGCAGCUCUUUUGUCGCGCCGCACGCCCGACGGUCGCUCCCACCGCCACGCCAGGAAAUAUAAUUAUUUUUUUUUAUUUUUCUCUUUCAACCGUAUAAAUUAAACGCAUCUUUUAUUUCAAUCCAUCCAAUCUCACUUCUCUCAAUUUAUCUAUUUGCUCAAUUUAUCUUUAUCUCUCUCAAAUAAAAAAUGGCUCUUACCUAUUUUAAGAAUUUCGUCUUCUUUUAUGUUUUUUGUUUAUUAACAUCAAUUAUAUUUUAAUGUGUUUCAUCUUUUAUAUGGAUGUUGUUUUAAUAAAGAAUGUCAAUCACAACAUUUUUAUAUUAAUUAUAUGUAUUUUGGGAUGAUUGUAAAUGCCCUUAAAUAUAAAAUAGGUGGAAUUUUCGGUGAGGUGUAAUUAAGCAUUUUAAAUGAAAGGAGAAAUAAAUAAUUACAACUUUUGCCAGAUAAGCAAUGUCCUCCAAAGUUCCAAACUCUGGUGCUAUAAAUAAGCCGCUGGAACGAAGCAUAGGUUUGCCAAACUAACAGCCCAAAGUGGCUUUUCACCAACCAAAAGCAAUUCUCUUCGAAUAUCUUAUUCUUCCUCCUCCUUCAGACAAUUGAAAAAAAAAAACAAUGGCGGCUACUUCCCGGCGAUCAACCAGACAAAUUCUCCGGUCAAUCUCGCCGGCCGACGGUUACUAUUCGUCGGCUCACAAAUCGUCUCCGUUUUCUUGCUCUUCUUCCGCUUUUGCCUCAUCGACUUCUCUUUUCGCGCCGAGUACUCCGAGUAUUUCGCGCCGGGCCAUGUCGCCUACUCGAGUGAGCGUGUAUACAGCUGGGACGAAUUCGAACCCGGCUUCUUCCGUACGGUUUUCGGUUGACCGGUCCGGUUCACCUGGCCGGUCCAUUGCGGUUUCGAACCGGGGAAGUGCGACAGAAGGCCGGAGGCGGACGUGUAUGUGCUCGCCGACGAAGCAUCCCGGCUCGUUCAGGUGCAGCUUGCACAAGAACGCGAGUCCCUCCGGCGCCGCCGGCCCAUCGGCGUGCAACUCGAACCGGCUCAACAUGCGGCGGUCUGCGAUGACCAACUCCCUGGUCCGGAUCGGAACCGUGGAAGGCGAUCUGGUGAAGCGGGCCUUGGGCGCCCUGAUCCGCCCUUCUUCCCACCAGCAGCGCCGCCGCCUCGGGUUUCAGCGGCGGCCAAGCCGGCUUUCCACCAUGUCGAAUGCCUAGAAACCGUCGUCUUAUCCGAUCGAUCGUUCAGUGAAAUCAAAUUUCUGCGGUGAUGAUGCCGGCGGUUGCAGUUCGGAGAGUAUCCGCCGGCGGAGGCAUGGUGGCGGUUUUUUUGUGUACUCUGGUGGCUGGAAACCCUAUGAUCCGUUGACUCUGUAAAUAUAAAAUUCUACCAGUGGUAAAUAAGAAUUACCGGUGGUAGGGAGUAUUAUCCUACGCAAAAAAAAAUGUUUUGCGGGUAAUCCAAAUUCUCCCUAAUUCGAGCAAUAAACUUCUGAAUUCUUAUCCAAUUGAAAUCUUGAAUUUCCUUUCAUGAGGAUAGAAAACAAAUUUUCAGGGAAAAAAAAAAGAAAAAGCAAAAGAGGACCUGCUUAAGAAAAUAAAGAUAAUGCAAUUAAAAUUUUCUACUCCCAUAGAAGAUUAGAUUAGAUUAGAAGGUGCUACUUUAUUCGAGUAAAUACAAAACUUAGUAUAGAUAAUGCAAUUGAGAGAUUGAGGACAUGCUUAAUACCCUCUCUUCUUUUAUAACUGUCUUAUUUAUUUUAUGCCUCAAACGUUAGAACAAUUAUAUAUAAAUAUAUAAAGUGAUAUACCCACAUAAAAUUAUACCAGAUUA